AUGGGGAAAUCGGAAUCGGCCAAAGAAUGUAAGAGACACCCAAAUCACAAUCUCUUACCCGGAAUUUGCCCUUCUUGUCUUCGAGAAAAGCUUCAACAAUUUCAUCAAUCUCCCAACUAUUCCGAUUCUCAAUCAACUUUCUCUUCCCCUUCUUCUUCUUCCUCCGAUUUUUUCUUCUCCGCCGAUUCCUCUCGCCGCCACCGCCGCCACCACCGUCGUAACGCCUCCGAGUUCGUCACUGGGUCGAUGGCGGUUGACUUGUUAGCGGACAAGCUGAAGAAGACCGGUUCCAUUAGGAUCUCUACCGAUGGCGGCACCGGCGCUGGCGUUAAAGGAAAGAAGAAACUUGGGUUUUGGUCAAGGUUGUUGCUCCGCCCAAAAGCUCUGUAUUUUAGUUGA
Messenger RNA from Cucumis sativus (cucumber), 399 nucleotides. RefSeq lists its product as uncharacterized. The transcript has a single exon. The record is from RefSeq and is a predicted model, not a curated record. NCBI's taxonomy places the organism in Eukaryota, Viridiplantae, Streptophyta, Magnoliopsida, Cucurbitales, Cucurbitaceae. Bases 1 to 399 code for a protein of 132 amino acids.